Messenger RNA from Plasmodium coatneyi, 6234 nucleotides. RefSeq lists its product as uncharacterized. The record is from RefSeq and is a predicted model, not a curated record. The transcript is spliced from 2 exons. Bases 1 to 6216 code for a protein of 2071 amino acids. Gene Ontology annotation, molecular function: DNA binding. NCBI's taxonomy places the organism in Eukaryota, Apicomplexa, Aconoidasida, Haemosporida, Plasmodiidae.
AUGGAGAGGGAGGAGUUUUACAAAAAGUACCAGGAGUACUACGAAAAUGACAUAAACCUAAUUCCGCCGUUAAUUGAAGGGAUGGGCAUCGAGCUGUACGAUCUGUACCUGAGUGUGUUGAGCCAUGGGGGAUACUCCUGUGUGAGCAGAAAUUCUAAAUGGGUUAAAAUAGCAAGGGAGUUUGGGCUCAUCAAUAAGGAGAAAAAUAUAAAGAUUAUAGAAGACACGAAGUGUAUAAAGGAGUACUACCUUACUUAUCUGAGGGAGUUCGAAAGAAUCCACGACAACAUAAAAAAGGGAAAGGCAUCCCCGAAGAAAGGUCGGACAGGAAAAACAUCCAGCAGUUUUGACCUCCGGUAUAAUAAAAAAAUAUCCAUCAGUAAAGGUAACAACAAGAAGGUAAAAAGUGAGACACAUAUACACAAUUUACGACGCUCUGGACAGGUAGGUGGUGUAAGCACCCCAGGGGGGAUGGUACAUCCGGGGGGCAUUAACAAUGGGGAUUCAUUAAUGGGUACUGUAAAAGGCUCCUCCAAGAAUUUGCACACAUAUGGUAGUAACGGAAACGUGAAUCCAGCCUACGUGGAUAUGUAUAAUGUGAACAGCCCACCAGCUAAGCUGUGGAAAGAUAACACAUACCCAAAGGGGAAUGCGUACUGUUUGGAGGACUACCUGGAUGGAAGUGCAAACUGGUAUGGUGGAGGGAACGUUUUAGCACAGAUGAGCAUGAGCACCAAUCGAGUUGAAAGGAGCAAAAGUAAAAGCAGCCACAAGAAAGGGCUCACUAAGAAACGCAGCUUUAAGACUGAAGGAGAUUUCACCGACUCGGACAUGCGUCCAAUGCGUCUGGAGGAUUUUAACCUAGCCAAUUAUGGGUCCUACGUGAAUUAUGCAAACGGGGGAGGUUUCCCUGGUUAUCACGUGGGUUCUUUUCAUGACAUGAAUGGGGGUGCAGGAGGAUAUUACUACUACGGUGGGGAGUUGCCCUAUGGUGUGGCACCAACGGGUGACCCAAACAGUUACAUGGAUCCAAGCUUAAUGAACAGGGGAAAGUACUUUUUUAACAACCACAUGCUUAGUCUUAGCGAAGUUGGUGCAGGGGGAGGUGCAUUCAACAGAAGUGCAAACAUGGGGAAUUAUUUUUUUCCCUAUGGAGGGGUUGGGUUUGUUGGAGCGCCCCACACGCUUGACAGUUCAAUGGAAGGUUAUAAUUAUAUGGGUGCGUCCCCCAGAGGAGGUCUCGUUUGGAGCGGCAUGGGAGGUAACAUUGGUGGUUACAUGGGUGGUUAUAUAGGCGGUCAUAUGGGUGGUCACAUGGGCGGUUACAUGGGAAAUGGCUUGAAUGGAGCUAUGCCCCAGGGGAUGAAUUACGGUUACAACUACAGCGGCAAUUACGGAGGCAACUAUGGAAUGAACUACGGUUGCAAUUAUGGAGGGGACUACUACCAGGGUUACUACCCCCCCUAUGACGGAAACGUUAAGUGGAACCCCUUCGUAGGAAACGCAAAUGAGAAGUUCAUGAUGGGGGUCGGUGGACCUACGAACCUUUUCUCGUUGGACGGCUACCCAGGGUCAUUACCAUACGGCCUGCCCAUAAGGAAUGACACCAACAUGGACGCCAGGAACUGCAUCGAUAUAUACAGAAUUCUAUUAGGACUAAACAAAAGAAAAGAAAAGAUAGCAGACUUUAUAUUCUGUCUGAACGUAUUGUAUACCCUAUCGGUCACAAAUGAUAUGUCCCUAUCGAGGAGGCAAAUUAAAAUAAUCAUCUGUAUACUUUUACAAGUGCUGGAAGAGAUGCUCCUCAUGUUUUACUCUAAGGUGAGCAUGAAGGAGAGAGCAAUGGAAAUAAUGGUGAAAAGUUUUUCAGAUUACUUAACAGACAAGAAUGCAUGGAAAAGUGGGAAGGGAAAUAUAACAUUUGGGGGGGAGGAUUACAAUGGGUUGGUGGCUACUGGGGGGGUUAGUAAGUACCUGAUGGGAUGCACCGUAUGUUCAGGUGCGGUGGGAGAGAAUUUUAACCAAAACGGGGGGAAGGGCAAUUCCAUCAUGGGAACGAAGCUAAGUGACAAAGUAAACGUCAGCGAGAUCGCCAGUUUGUACCUGUCCUACAGUGGGUACUGCCGUGAUAAGAGGAGGAAAAUUAAACACGCAGGGAGGUCGGAAGGGAAUAACGCAGCGGAGGCAAAUAACUCAACAGACGUGGAAAAUUUAACAGAUGUGGAGAACUCAUCGGGGGAGGAAUCCCCAGGGGAGGGAACCAGCACACCCAACAGCGGCAGUGACUGGGAAGAGACGUCCCCCUGGAGUUCCAACCCACCCAGCAGCGUGAACAGCUCAGACAUAGAAAACAUAAUAAUGGGUGGAACCACCAAGGGGGAAAAUAAAUCAGCGGAGAGUCUAUACAAAGAUAAGGAAGAAUCCAAAAAAUCUCUCAUAAAAAAAAGCAAUCAGGAAUUUGUCUUCCUCACUUUAUAUAUAAUGAAUAACAUUUUUCAAACGAGAAAAUAUAACCUUUAUUUUUGUAACAAAAAAAGCGACCACGUUGGGGAAGGCUCGAUAGGGGAAGACAGAGACACCAUGGAAGCAUACAAAGAUGGGGAAACCACACAAACGGGUAGUGGUAACUUCAACCAAAUGGAUAGCGGAAAGGUAAAAGAGAAUCUUAAAAGAGGAACGGUCGUUGGGGAAAAUUCCACCGGUGAUCAUACGCCUGAGGAGAGUAAAAUGAACGAACUGUGUAAGGAGAGCCAAGGGAGUGAGAAGAUAAAUGGGGGUAAUAAUGACGUAUGUGAAGAGAGUGGGAAGGAGGAUGGAGGGGAGUGUUUGACAAAGGCAGGUCAUCUGUUGUCGAAUAAAACUUUCGAGGAGUUCUUGUCAGACGAUUCGUCCGAUUCUUCAUCUGGCUGUAGUAUGUGCAGUUACAAAAAGGGGGGCGUGAAAAAGGAGGCUGCUCCAAGUAGGGGCAUCACUAGGGGGUAUGCCAAAUUUCUGAGCGAUAAGAAAAAAAUGAUGGAAGGGGGGGGUUCACUAAACGGGGAAGGUGUCCCCCUUAGUGUGAAGGUUCAGGGGGAUGAAGAAGACACCACCACCAAAGUGUGUAACAAAGGGGAUGUAAAGUGGCAAAACGGAGAGACCAACGUAUGCGAUUAUUCUCUUCCACCCACUGGUGAAGUGCCCCUCAUGGAUGACGAUAGGCCAGCUCAUUUAGGAAGUGAAUCCAACGGGGAUGUAAACCAACAGGUGAGUGACAACGUAGAUGUCGAGAAAUCACACGACGUGCAGGUGAAGGUGAAGGAAGAAGGUGCUGCAAAUGGGGUAGUAGGGGAGAAAAAGGAUGAUGCAUCCGUUCAUAAGGACAAGGGUGGGGUUACCUCUAAUGGGGGUAACGAUAUGAAGAUGCAGGUGCACCUUCUGGAAGGUGCCACUACGAGUAUUAACCAUUUAAGUGGCAAUCAGAGCGCAGAUAAUUACGGUAAAGGGGGAGACGAAAAGUGUGGUGACGCCGAGCUGUCCCAUGUAGUUAACAAAAAUGAGAAUGAGGGAUCUUCCCCCCAGAAGAUGAGCAAGAGCACUUACGGAGGGUAUUCGGAUCAGAGCAUGGUGGAAAAUAUGAGGCAAAGUGUGAAUGACCCCCAUUUGGUGGGAAGCACGUAUAACAUGACUGGUCACGUGAAUCCAGUUGGAGGCGGUCAGGCAGAUGGAGAGCAAUUCGAGAGGACCUACAACGGUCAGGGGGGUGGCACUCCCUUUGGAGGGAGUCCAUAUGGUCAGGAUUUCCCCGCAAAUUACAAUGGGGGGGUUCCCAAAAAUAACAGCGGGGUGAUGAGCGGCCUUUACGCGCCGAACGGAGAUGCUGGAAGGAGUGGUCUUCCCACGGGGAGCACCCAAGUGGGGAAGCAAGAGGAAGUAACAACGCAGAGUGGAGCAAUCAAAAAGGAAAGUAACCUAAUGGGAAAUGUCGAAAGUAUGAACCAAAAUGGGAAAAUAAAUGAGGAGGAGAGAAUUUGCAAAAAAUGCGGCUCAGCACGUAGACACACCGAGGGGAAGGACGAGCCAAACAGCGACCCAAACAGCGAACCAAACAACAAGCAGGAGGUGAAAAAAAUUUUCAAAAAUGUGAAAAAGGAAAUAUACGAAGAAAUGAAAAAAAUAUUUAAAGAGAAGAAAAUAAAACAGAACAAACUGUUACACUAUUUUGACAUAAGUAAAUUCCUAAGUAUCUUUGAAUUAAUUUUUUUAAAAAAUUUCGAAAAUAUUAUUUUCCAUGAAAAGGCAAUACAGAACAUUUACAUGAACAUGUUCAUAUGUGUAGACAUUUUAAACAACGAAUUGGGAAGAAGCAUUUCGCUGAAGUAUAUAUUUUUUCCUUCCCAGUUUUUGCAAAGCACAAGUAAGUUUAAAAUUACUGCCCAUUUUGAUAGGAAGAAUAAGUUGUUCAUUCAGUCGGGGACACAAGGAGAUGAGUCCAGAGAAUUUGCUCCCAAGGGGGGGGAAACUAAACGUGAGAGUGCCGGGGAGGACAAAGUAAAUUGUUUUCCUACCCUUUUGGAAAACCCAAAUGGGGAAGACAUCCUACAAAAUGGAUUCUCGAAAAGAACAUCAACGGAGAAAGUCGAAGGUGAUGAGGUCCCCCCGGUGAUGGAAGGACAGGCGGACCAACUCAGCGGAAUGGAAUACAGGAAAAAAAUAAAAAAACUGUUUUUAAAAAUCUUCAGAAGGAAUAACAAAAAAUAUAAUAUUUAUAAAAAAAUUGACUACGAGUUUUUAAUGAAGAAGUACAAGUAUAGUGGUCCACUCAAUUGUCAAGAGAAGGAGAAAUUUAAAAAGUAUAUCAUCCUUGAUUUGCACGAAAUUACAAAAAAAAUUCUUUUAAAAGUUUAUAAACGGGUCAAUAGUCAUUUAAACAUUGCUAUUUUGUCGUUAAACAUUUUAACGCAUAUUUUGUAUGUAAUUCCCAAGCGGAUGUUGCAUGUUUCCUUCAUUUUUUGGAUUUUAAAUGAAACAAUAAAUGUAAAAUGUGCAUACACAUAUUUAAGUGUCCCUUUGUGCAUUUUAAAUUAUAAUGGAUUUCUUUUCCUGGAAACGAUGAUGAAGCUCAUCAUUCGCAUGAUUGAGCAUGACGUUAUGCCGUUGCAUUGUUACAUGUUGUCUUUCCUUCGCUUGUGUUCGUUCCCAUUGUAUAUUUAUUUGUACUUUGAUAUCCCCGUAUCGCACACACUUAUUAUUACUGCCCUGUCUGCGUUGUAUCUGCUGGUUACUUACGACCCGGACUUUUUGGCCACAGGAUUUGUUAGUGAGAAGUUCGGCGGGGUGCGUUCCUCUAGGGGAAACUGCUUCGGCUGUGGGGAUGAUACGGCACAAGGGGAGAAGAUCACCAGUGUAGACCACGUUUGCAAGAAGAGAAGGCUUUCGGAUCUACCUACCUCGGGGGAUAACACUGGUGAAGUGAAGAGCGAAGAAAAGUGCCAUGUGAAGCAGGAAGUCAAAAAGGAAGGUACGUGGGAAGAACCUCGGGAUACGGCGCAUGAGGAACUGACAGAGGAGAGGAAGGAGCUGCUCGAAAAAAUCUUCAUCAAAACGAUGUUGCUCUUCUUGAAAAAGUCCAUUUACUUUAAAAGCAUUUUCAACUGCGCGAAUAUAAACGAGAAGGAAGAAAUGCUGGUGGACAGCAAGAGGGUGCAAGUCAUUUUAAAAAACUGGAAAAUGAAUAGCGAAGAAAUGGAAAAGGAAAAAGAGGAGUUAUAUUUUUCUAACAUUGAAAAUAAGGUUUUCUAUUUACACGACAAUUUGCUUUUAUACGCUUUGGACAAUUUACCCAUUUCCAGCCCUGCCAAGGAUAUGAAGAUGUGUGAAAAUAUAAAGAACCAGUUCAUCAAUCAGUACUGCACGACAGUUUCCUUUUCGUAUGACUUUGUGAUGUCGUCUGACAGUACGGAAGUACAGAGACUUAGCAUUUACGCGCAUUCGAUAGUGCCUAUUUUUUUGUUCCUAUCUUCUCACCGUAUCUUAUGGCAGUGUUUGUCCCCCCACAUCCCGUUGCUGACACAGAUGGCGUUCAUCCGGACAGACAUCAGUCGAUCCCUGUGGGUCAUACUGAAGGAGUACUAUUUUAGAAGCUUCAUGCGGGAGAAGCGCAGUGGGAAGAAACGCGACUCGUGCUUUGACUCCCGGUUGGUCAAGAUUGAGAGGGUGAAGAGGAAUGUAGCAGAAUGAAUCGAAUUGACGCGAGUU